This is a messenger RNA of Sesamum indicum (sesame), 2914 nucleotides long. RefSeq lists its product as uncharacterized. The record is from RefSeq and is a predicted model, not a curated record. NCBI's taxonomy places the organism in Eukaryota, Viridiplantae, Streptophyta, Magnoliopsida, Lamiales, Pedaliaceae.
CGCGAGAAUACCUACAUCUCCUCACCCUCUCUCUCUCUCUCUCUCUCUCUUCGCCGUUGCUCUCGAGGUGACUUUGAUACUCCUGACGAGCGCAUUUUUCCAAAUUGGUGUUGGAUUGAAUUCAUUUUUCCGGUUGAUCUAUCAUAAUUUUGCUGCUGCGGGUUUGUACACCAAAUAGCAACAAGAAACAUUUGAUUUUGAUCUUUUCUAUAUAUUAAUGGAACUAAGGCGUUGUGAAACUAGACAUUUUAUCCAGACUGUUAGGGAUGGUUUGGUGAAAAAAGUUAGCAACAUAAGUUCCCAUGGAAGGCCAGUUAUUCAAUUCAAGACUUUAAAGGAUGUGUAUGAGAAUGAAGAUAUCAAAAGACUCCAAGGGUCUCCUUCAAAUUUGGUAUUCAACUACGAACAGUUGAAACGUGAAAAUUCAUGUUUUCCAGUGGCUGAUAGAAUAUUACAGGAAGUAAAACAUGAAACUGAUGAAUUUGUUCCUCGUGCUGAUGAUGAUGUGGAUAGUGAUGUGGAUGAUGACACCACAUUGAAACAGCUCAAGGUACGAUUGUUAAAAAAGAAAAGGAAAUCCAUACACAGUGAUGAGGAUACUAAACAGGAUAAUGUGAAUGAAAAGCCAGUGGAAGAUGAACCUGAUCUUUAUGAGCCCCUUAUCAAUUGGAAACUAAAGCCUUUAAAGGCCUCAAAGGCUAAAAGGAAACACAUGAAUCUAGAUGUUGUCUCCUCUUCAAUCAUUAACUUUUCUAUUAAAUCUGAAGAGCAUUUGAUGUCCGAAGGGUCCUCUCAAGUUGGUCGUGAACUAGCUCCAGUUAUUUGCGUCAAAGUCGAGGUUCCAGAUGCUGAGCAAUUAGGAUGCCUAGAUAAAACCUCUUCGGCUGAUGACUCAUCUAUUGCCCAUGAUGAGGGACUAAAUCCAGUUGGGAUACUGUCCAAUGGAUUUCAGCAAACAGCUCUGCUUGAAUAUGGAGAACCACAAUUGUCUGGCGGAAAGUACGAAAACUGUGUUACUAAUGAGACCUUAUUUGACCAUCUGGAGGACGUAGAACCUAUUUCUGUGCUUGUGCCCUGGGAUGGAACACGUGUGAAGUUAGCAACUCCAGAAUCUAUUUGUGAAGAGUUUCUCGAUUCCCCCCCUUUGCCGACUGAGAAAAGAAAAGAGACAAGGGAUGCACAUUCUUGUAUCAGUUCACCACCUGAGGAUCCAGAGUCAGAUGUUUUUAGUCAUUCCGGAAGUUCUUCCAGUAUUGAAGAACUAUCAGAGCAAAGAAGUAGUUCUGGCGUUCGAGCUCCUGAUAUGGCUACUAAUGGUAUUGGUUGCAGCGUACUUCAUCAGGAGCUUAACUGCAUCCUCUUUGAGGAUAAAUCUAAUGCAGAUUUUACAUAUAAGCAAGAUGAUUCUAUGAACAGUCCUGGCAAGGACUGUGGCUCUCAAGUGAAUUCCAUGAUUUCAUUGAGGACUGAUGAGAGUUUACUUUCGGUAGAGGAUGCUAAAGCUGAUGAGGAGCAAUCUUCAACAUGUUCCUCUAAUGCCAUUAAGAAGAAUGACUUACAUUGUGAAGGUCCCGUUGAGGAUGAGUUACUGAAGGCUGAGGAGAAGCAGAAGCCAGCAUCUCCUGUUUCUGGUACAGAAAGUCAGUCAUCUUUAAUGAGCCGAGCUUGUGAUAGCAAGGGAGGAAAUUCUAAACCAGAACCAUGUCAACCUCCGGAUAGGCUCCUUUCAACACGAAAAGUCAUAUCUCCAUCUUCCCAAGAACAAUUGCACUUGGUGAUGAAAUCGUUUCAACUAUGUGACUAUGCCGAUCAAGAUGUUUCAGAUUGCAAGAGGAAGCUCUUUGGAAAACAAACUGGGAAGAAGGCUUCACCUGUGAGAUCAGAUAUCCAAUCUGAUAAAGUAAAUGUUAAUCAUCAUAGACAGUCUGGUCAGGUUAGCCAGCAAAAAGUUAUAAGUCCUAGACAUAUCAUGAAGAAAUCACACAUUGCCAAAGGAAAUCUUGAGGGUCCUCGUUUCUCACGUACCUUACCGAACCUCAGUACUGGUUGUACCUCCAUUCAAGGUUGUUCUGAAAGUGCUAUUGCAUUCUCACAGCGACAGAUGCAUGACAUGGAGUCUCUUGCAGUGAAGCUGAUAGACGAGUUAAAGUCCAUGAAGGACAUUGUAGAACAAAAAUUGCUUUUUGAAGCAUAUCGCAAUGUUUCCUUGAAAAAUAACGCGGAUGAGGUAAAAUCGGCCAUUAACAAUGCUAAGAAGGUUGAGGAAAUGGCUCGAAAGUGGAUCUCUGUGAUGGCUAGGGACUGCAACCGAUUCUGUAAAAUAAUGAAAAUGACUCCAAAUAACACAACUGGUUCCAAGGAUGCUGUCCCCAGGUCGAGGAAGAAGAUUAUAUUUGCCGAUGAAGCUGGUGGAAAGCUCUGCCAUGUCAAAUUUUUUGAAAACAAUGAAACUUCUCCCAUUUUCGAUGAUGUGAAACAGUGAGGCCAUUCAAUUUAGCCUUGAUGUUGUAUAUUUCUGCUAUGCGCUCAUCUGAUGCUCAACCAGAGAAGCAGUUCCAGGUGGUUGCAGCAUCCUUCGGUUGCCCAUCAAUGAUCAAACUGAAGGUACCUUUGUGCAUUAUUGUGCCUUUGUAUUUCGUUUUCCAUACGAAGUACUGGAUUGACCAUUGGAGUUGUUGAAAUGGUCAUGACUCAUAACCCCUUAACAUCCCCUGAGAGUUUCUGUGAUUUAGGAUCUCCCUGUAUUGUACCUUGUAUUUUGUAAUUUGCUAUUACCACACGUGGUCCAUAUCUUCUCUGUUCAAGGCGAAAACCAUGAUUGAUGCUCAAAAGAAACUUAUUUAUUUAUUAUUAUUUUCUAAGAAAUGUUGCAAUAAAACAGUAGCAAAAGAAAUUUUCAGGUUUGUCGUAGAAU